Molecule: messenger RNA, 3699 nt
Organism: Trichomonas vaginalis G3
Lineage: Eukaryota; Parabasalia; Trichomonadida; Trichomonadidae
Product: transforming growth factor beta regulated gene 1 family protein
Exons: 1
Coding region: 1-3699 (1232 amino acids)
Biological process (GO): regulation of cell cycle
Cellular component (GO): nucleus
Source: RefSeq, a predicted model, not a curated record
AUGAAUGGCGAAAGAAAACGAGGCCGCCAUAAAAAACACCCCCAUAAUACAGAUAGUAGUGAUGAUGCCAGCCUCGAACUAAAAUACUCGAAACAGCUUAAAUUACGAGAAUUAAGAUUUCAAGAAAAGAUCAAAUCAAAAACAGAUAGAAAUAAUCGGGAAGAAGAAUCAUCCAAAACAAAUGAAAAUGCCAAUGAGCCACCUCCUAAAGCUCAAGAAGAAAAUUUCACACCACAAUUUUUUAAUCCAAUGAACAUCCAAUUCCCAAUUUCUGAUAUUGAUGAAAUAAUUGCUGAGAAAGAUGGUAAUUAUUUAGUAAAAUUGCGAAAUGUUUCGUAUUUAAACUUACAAUGGAUAUCAUCUGAAGAAAUCCUUUCUCACAUGAAUGGAACACAAGUGUUACAGUGUUUUAAAGACAUUUUACCUACUAGAGAUCCACCAUUUUACAAUUUAAUCUUUAAUAAGCCAGAAUUAGUUGUAAAAAUCAUUGAUGACAUGUGCUUAGUGAAAUGGAAGUCACUGGGAUUUAAAUACUGCACGUGGGAAUCGCUUUCUUCAUUUACAAAUUACGUUAUUUCAAAUAAAACAGAAUUGGACAGUUCAAUUACUAAACCAAUAUGGUUUUUCAACUUAGAUAAGAAAUACCAACCUGCUGUUCUUUCAAUAGCCCAAGAAUUUGGAAAAACAAAAAAUAUAAUUUUAUCUGGAACAGUUGGCUCAAUUAUGAGGUUACAACUAUAUUCUGUAAUGUUUUAUAUAUCUCGCUGUCUAAGUAACAAUCCAUUUUUAAUAGCCGUUGAAGAUAGAAUUUUACAAGUUGUUGAAGCAGAGAUAAAAUCGAGAUUUAAUAUGAAUAUACUUGUUUUGUCUAAUACUGAUGAUUUCGAUGAGAUCCAAUCGACAAAAGAAAACGCUUUUGUUGAUAAUCCUUUUGAUAUCAUUUUAAUUUCGAUAGAAGCAUUGCAAACUUAUAAAGAAAGCCUUGAUGCAAUACAAUUUUCUAUUGCCGCUAUUGAUAUGACUGAAAUUUAUGGAAGAAUCGUAAAUCCUUCAAAUCAAAUUGAAUUUGGUAUUGAAAUCAACGCAGAAAUGAAAAUUUGCUUGUCUCCUUUGUUUGCUAGACAGAAUGGAAAGAUAAUUAACUCACAAACGCCGCAAAAUAUUGAAGAAUUUUCUUGGAUUAUUUCUCCUAAUUAUGAAAUGGUCAAGAGAUACACGGAAUUACCAACAAAUGAUUUUUUCGAUUGUAAAAAUGAAGCGGAUUUCGUUAGUUGGGCUUCAAAAUUUCAUGAAAUUACAAAUUUUACAAAUGUUGAACUUUUUAAGAACUGGGAUAUGAUAUUACGUAAGAUUUUGGAUAUAACUAAUCGUUCUGGACAGAUAUCAACGCUUACGCAAUUAGUUUCCCAGUCAAAUUCAAAAUUAGGUUCAAUAUUAAACGUAAUUCCUUUAAUUCCUGAAAGAUCAGGGGUAUUAUUAAUCACUUCAUCAACAGAGAUAUCUACAUUCCUUCAAUCUUAUUUUUUGGUUAAGAAAAUUCCAAUUUUAUUUAUUAAUUCUUUAAAUGACUUCAACGAGACGAUUCAUAACUUCCAUGAGAUCAAUGUUGACACAAAUUAUAUAAUUAUGCCGCCUGGAGACAAAAAUUUGGAUUUGAAAGAAAAUUAUUUUGAUUAUAUUUUAAUUUUGGAUCCGCAAUAUUGUCCUGACAUUUCUAUUAAGAGUAAUUUGAUAACUACUGUUGUUAGAAUGGUUAUACAAUCAUCAGAAGAAGUAAUUUUGUUUGGAGCUCGUCAAUCACUCAAACCACAACAAAUUGUAUCGUAUACAUCACAGUUUUUGUGGAAACCAAUAAGAGAAAGGCCUUUACAAGAUUAUUCUGAAUAUAAUUUUUUAUUAUAUGAAAGAUUUGGAAAACACGAGCAAAUUCCAGCACAAACAGCAUCUGUUAUUGAUAAUUAUUAUGUUCAUGGCCAGCCAACAAAAGUUAUUUUGAAAAUUUUUGAAAAUCCUCAAAAUAUUAACUUUAAAAAGGUUUCAAGAGAGCAGUUAACAGCUGAAUUUCUAUUGCAUAUCCUCAGAACUUUGAAUAUUUAUUGUCUUGGCCAAUGGUUUAAAUUUGGUUUCAACGGAUAUGAUACAAGAACUGUAAAAACAGCUAUUUAUUUAGUUGUUAUUACACUUAUGAACUUGUGCGACAUGAAUUUCCCUUUGUUAUCAAAUUUCAUCAAAAAUUCUAACUUUUUGUACUUGGAUGAGUAUAAGGAGCCGUUAGAAAUGUUCAUUAGGGAUAACUGCAAGCCAAAAGAUAUCAGAUCCCUCUUGAUUCGAAUAGAAAAAUUAUUAAUAAUUUCUAACUUGGUUUCUUGUUCGAAACAAGCUCCAAAUCAGAUAUACAUCAAGGAAACUGAUUUAUAUAAACCAGCUCCUUGGUGGUCCCUCUCUGAUGAUCAAGAAUUAAUUUAUCGCACUUGGUUCUAUGGAUAUGGAAAGAUGCCAGUGUCAUUAUCCGAAAAAUGGUCUGUCAAAGGUAUUAGAAUUGAGUCAGAAUUAAUCUCACAGCGUCUCAGAACUUUGACAUUUGUUAUUAGACGGGAAAUCGAAAAAUUACCGAACAAAUUAGGUAAUUAUCCGAUUUUUGUGCCUCCUGUAACCAAUCCGCCAAAUAUCAGACUGAAAUUCAAUGUUGCAGAACAAUUAGUAAUUGCAAAGCAACUUUUGAGUUUUGGAAAGAUCAAUUCGGAAGAAUUGCUUGAUGAUCCUUUGCUUGCGAACAAAAAGAAAGAAGAUAUCGAGCAUUUUGCCGAAAUUUUGAUAAAUGUUGUCAAAAGUGGUAAGUCAAAUCCAUAUGUCAAGCUUGGAAUCAAGACACUGACCAAUAUUGGAAAGAUUAUGACCUUGUUUUCCAUUGCAGAGAGCUUAGAUUUCACAAAUAUGUUUUGUGAAGACCGAAUCCUUGUUGAAACAGUAAUGUUGUACGGAUUAAAUGAUGCUUACAAGUCCAACUGUCUUCCCGCUCUUCUAAAUACCGAGAAUCCUUCUAAAGAACUAAUUUUGGAAAAUUUCGAACGAGUUGUCAAAAACGCCGCAUUUCCUUCAUCAGAAGACUUUGUCCAGAAGAUCUGUGAGACACCAAUACCAGCAGGUGUCGACACAUUAGUCUUAAGUUUAGGAAAAAUUGACACUCGAAGUUCAUUUUCCAACCAAUCCUACAUUUAUCCCAUUGGAUUUUCAAUUACAACAACUUUUUGUGGGGAACCGAUUGCUUGUGAGAUAAAAGAAGAGAAAUCAUCCCCUAUUUUCGUUGUCAGACGCGAAACUAAUGAAGAAGAAUUCAUUGGAACAAAUCCUGAUGAAGCAGUAAGAGAUUUCGUUGCAGCUGUUGCUCCUCAAAGAUUUGAUUAUAUCAGAAGAACUCCUGGUCAUGAAGUCUUUGGUUUGUGCAGUUGUGAUGUACUAAGAAGUAUACAAUCAAUGAGGAAUGCUGAUAAAUGUCAGAAAUACAAAAUGCGAGUUUUCGCAGAUUCAUUGCCAACAAAUGAUUUUCCAAGAAUAUUCAGUCGAUGGAGAUUUGGAGAAAAGAGACAAAUGGAAUCUCCUAAACCUGAAAAUACUGGAACAUUAGAUUUGAACCAUGUUGCUCAAGAAUCGGAUAAACUUAAUCAUGAUGACUGGUUAAGGAUUUUGAAUUCUGUUUAA